CCAUUACUGCGAAGACAGAGAAAGUUCCUGUAACUACUGUAGAAGAUGUGGAUGGUUCUGGAUUAACAAAUACUGACCAGUUUAUAUCAACGGUUACAGUUAUUGAUACAUCUUCAACUCUGUCUAGUUUUGACACAGGCACAGCAACAAUAUCUACCCAAGCAGCAUCAAGCUUUACCAACACAGAUGAAUAUAUUGCUGUUGAAAACAUGACAAAGUCUAGUGAAACUUCUGUCACUAAAGGAACGACCGGCUCCUCAGCUUUUCAUAUUCUAUCAUCAUCGACCCCAGAAUCAAGAAGAGCUGAAAAAACUGAUACUUCAAGAACAGCUGUUACCUCAGCUUCAACACUAUACAGUACAGAGAAACCAAAAUCUGUGUCCCCUGAAACCCACCAGACAUUUUCAACUUUGAAGCCUGACGAAAUCUCUGCAGAGCUGGAGGAAAGUUCAGCAUCUCCACUAACAAACCCAGCGACUACAAGUGAAACCCCAAUUGGAACCUCUAGAAUAAACAUUGCCUCUCCUACAGGGUCCCCACUGUUCAGCACAGAGAAAAAAACAAAUCUACCAGUGGUGGACGAAGAACUUAUUCAAACAGGUCAAACAAGUAGACCUUCAGUUUCUGCUAGAGCAGAGAGUUCUUCACAGUUCGAUGACAUGUCUGCAAGGCCACAGGAACGUUCAGCAUCUACAAUAAACAACCAAGAGAGUACAAGUAAAAACCUAAGUGGAAUAACUAGCAUACGCAUUGCGUCUGCUACACACUCAUCACUGUUUAGCACAGAGAGUACAACAAACCUACCAGUGACAGAUUAUGAAAAUGUUCUUUUUACCGCAGGAGAACCAACAAAACUUGAUAGUUAUAUAACACCCCCUCAUGAUAAAAAUAUUUCAAACCAGUUGACACAGUCAUUGGAUCCUGCUCCUUUCGUUUCUUCCACCAGGGAAGAGGUGACAGAUACCCAGUUAGAUGAUGAGGAUUCUAAUGAAGAAGAAAAUUCAGGUGAUGAAGCUUCUGGGGACACAGAUGACUUGAAAAUCCAACCAGUGCUUGUGCGAUCUUCUGUUGAAUUGUCUGGCCAUGCAUCAUUUACAACAAGCCCAUCCGAUGGAAAUUCUACAGAACUUACCACCAAAUCUCAAAACAUUUUUGUUAUGACAGAUGAAGCUGAAACAGCUGACACUGAGAGUGAAAUGCCUACAACGCAUACUGGUACACAUCCUGAAUUAUUGUCCCCAACCCAAGCUCCCCAUAUGACAAACAGAGAGACUUACUUUGCUGACCGUAGGAAUGGAGAUUAUUCUUCUAUUGAUGAAGAUAGUACAGGUGCCAUCACAUCAUUUGAACCAGUUGCAAGCUCUGUUAUGAAACCCAAAGCAACUUUCAAUACAAAACAUCCCAACAACACUGACAAAGAUGCUACAGGUUCAUUUGCAUUUACUCUCCCCCCCUCAAUCUUUGCUUUGGAGUUAAUGACAUCUUCCGCCACGGUGACUCAGAAGCCAAUUGACUUUUCUAUGACCAAUACUGUUAACUCAGAUUCUUUAAUGUCAGUGUCCAAUGACAAAGUUGCAGUUUUAGAAGAGCAAACAACACAAUCAUCUUAUAGUGUACAGUCUGCUAUAAGUGAUCACAUGACAGUUCACAAUAUUGCAAGCUCUAGCAGUGACACCAAGGUUGUGAUUGUUUCUCCAACUUACAACCAAGCAGAGAGAAAGCUUGAUGAACAAACAUCAAUAUUUUUGCAUCAAUCUGAACCAUCAGGCAGCACAUCCACGGAGAAUGUAAAAAAUGUUAAUGAUUCACUUUCUGUAGCUACAGGUAGUUUGAGCCAGGAAAUUCCCAGCCCAAAACUAUUUACAAAGGAUGAUAUAAUGAUUAAUGUUGAUACUAUCUCUAUAGUUCCCUCCCCUUCAUUAUACCCAACUAUCCGCACAGAGGAAGCAGGAGGUGACAUGGCAAUUACAAUGAUACACAAAGUUGAUUUAGGAGAAGAAAAGGUCAUAAAUUUAGAUCUCCCCCAACCAGACCAGUCCACUGAAAAUUUUUCUGAAUCAACAAUUCACCCCAUGUCUACAAGUCAGGUUGCAGGAUCAACCACUUUACAUCCUGUUAAUUAUUUAGGGAAUCAGGCUGGUUCUGGUUUGGAAAGUCAUUUUACAAUUCUGCCAAAGCUAUCUCUUGAUGCAACUGUUGAAAAAUCACUAUCUCCCCUUGACACCCUUGACAGUGUCUUUGAUUAUCCAACCCCGGACUAUGAUGAAGAAAACCCCAUCUUUCUCGAAUCCGAACCUCAGUAUAAUGAAACCCAACAGCCCAAAAAUAGUUUCAAAGCAUCUCCAAGUGAGCCUUCCCAAUCAGUAAUGGGCAUCACUGAAAGAGAAAACACGAUACCCUCGGUGGUGUCAGAAGCUCACAAAGCAGUGGCAACAUUUCCAGUUGAUGUUGUCUCAGUCUCUACCACUGAAGGCAGUCCUGUUAGCUUCAACGGUUCCAAGUUGAGCAUGAUAGAAAUUUCCAAAAAUGUUGAUAGGAAUAAGUCUGACGACAUUACGCCCGAGCUGCAACUAACCACAAAUAAUUUUUUGUCUGACUUGAGCACAGUUAAAGAAAAUGAAACCAAGCCAUCCAGCUCUGACAGUGUAUCAGUAGACCUCAAAAUCCCAAAGGCACCACAGACUUCCAGAUAUAAAGAGCAAACCUUGUUCCCAGAAGAAAUUCAGACUGUAUUUAAGGUUGACGCUACAACUACAGAUUAUCUUGAAAGCUCCUUAGGAGAAACUAUCAUUGGCAGCAGUAGAGUUGUUACUGAAUCUACCCCAAUAAUCCAUGAAGAAUUCACGACAACACAAGCCCACAAUCAGGCAGAGUUAUUUACAUCUUUAGCAACAGAUUCAUCAUCCUUCUCUGUAGAAGAUGGAAAACAGUACAGUGAAAUAUCAACAUCCCUAACAACGUCAUCACUUAAUGGAAGAGAAACAUCAAGACAAGGAGAGGAAACAACCACCUCUGCCCCAAUAAGACUUGAUUUGGGCCACACUGUUGUUGGGGAGACGGUGGAAAUUCCAGGGAUCUAUUCAUGUGAAGAGAAUGUUUGUCUAAAUGGAGGGUCUUGCUUCAAGAGAGGCAGCAUCUAUUCAUGUAGCUGUUCCUCUGGUUAUACUGGUCAUCAAUGUGAAACAGAAAUUGAUGAGUGCCAAUCCAAUCCAUGCCGUAACGGAGGCACAUGUGUCGACGGGCUGGCUUCCUUCACAUGUGUAUGUCUCCCAAGCUACUCUGGGCUUUACUGUGAGGAAGAUACUGAAACAUGUGACUAUGGUUGGCACAAGUUUCAGGGCCAUUGCUACAAGUUCUUCCCACAGAGGAAGAGCUGGGACUCUGCAGAGCGAGAGUGCCGCAUACAUGGAGCUCAUUUAACUAGCAUCCUUUCUCAUGAAGAGCAACAGUUUGUAAACCGUCUUGGACAUGACUACCAGUGGGUUGGCCUGAAUGAUAAGAUGUACCCCAAUGACUUCCGCUGGACUGAUGGCAGGCCCAUGCAAUAUGACAACUGGAGGCCGAACCAGCCUGACAGCUUCUUUUCAUCUGGAGAGGACUGUGUUGUGAUGAUUUGGCAUGAGGAUGGCCAGUGGAAUGAUGUCCCUUGCAACUAUCACCUAACAUUCACAUGCAAAAAAGGCACAGUGGCCUGCCGCCAGCCCCCUGUAGUUGAAAAUGCACAUACAUUUGGUAGAAAGCGUGAGAGGUAUGAAAUCAACUCCCUGGUGAGAUACCAGUGUCGAACAGGCUUCAUUCAGAGGCAUGUUCCUACCAUCCGCUGUCGUGGCGAUGGACGAUGGGAUGCACCUAAAAUUGCCUGUAUAUACCCAUCAAGCUAUCAGAGGUCCUUCAUGAGAAGACAUCAACCACAUGCUCUCUAUAGCAUCAACAAUUUCAAAAAACGGCAGGGUGAGACCUUGCACCAUAAUCAUCAGCACUACCGGGGAAGGAGAGACAGAUCAGUUCAUAAACGGAGAAAGCAAUGAUUUUCAUCUGUCCCAAAACGCCCUUGAUGGUUGCAAGAAAAAAGGACCAGAAAAAAAGGCAUAAAAAAACUCUUGAAAAAGCUCACAGAGAAAACCAAGAGGAUAACCUGGAAGUUUGUUGCAUUUUGGACAAUAUGCCUUAUUUUAAGAGAAACUCACAGAGAAGACAAUCUCUUUCAGCUGGCUUCUGGAAACGCAAUGAGUGCUUUUGUUUGAUAUUCAUUUAAGCAGAAGAUGUUGCUCUCUUCAUUAUUUGCUAAAUAUAUGAAACAUUCAUUGUUA
Molecule: messenger RNA, 4310 nt
Organism: Cyprinodon variegatus (sheepshead minnow)
Lineage: Eukaryota; Metazoa; Chordata; Actinopteri; Cyprinodontiformes; Cyprinodontidae
Gene: vcan
Product: versican
Exons: 8
Coding region: 210-4028 (1272 amino acids)
Biological process (GO): cell adhesion
Molecular function (GO): calcium ion binding; signaling receptor activity; hyaluronic acid binding
Source: RefSeq, a predicted model, not a curated record